Molecule: messenger RNA, 543 nt
Organism: Cydia strobilella
Lineage: Eukaryota; Metazoa; Arthropoda; Insecta; Lepidoptera; Tortricidae
Exons: 3
Coding region: 1-543 (180 amino acids)
Molecular function (GO): nucleic acid binding
Source: RefSeq, a predicted model, not a curated record
AUGGAUUGCAGAGAAACGUGCAGCAGGAAAACAAAUUGUGUAUUUGGUGAAACCUAUGUGCACAAAAACUACAAACCCAAAAAAUCAUGGCGAGGCCCGGGAACAAGUGGUGCAGUUGAAAGCAUUUCGUCUAGGAAAAGACACAUUGUUGUGCACGCUGGGCAUGAAAAUGGUUUUGUCCCAAAUGCUCUUCUAGUUUACAGCACGAAAUCUAAACUGGCUGAUUACCACCAUGAUAUGAACGCCAGCAACUUCAAUAAAUGGUUAGAAGAAAAACUCAUACUAAAUUUAGACAAACCUAGUGUGGUAGUUAUGGAUAAUGCCAGUUACCACAGUGUUGUAAAGAAUAAAGCCCCAACAACUCAAACAAAUAAGCCCCAAAUCAAAGAGUGGCUUACACAACAUGGCCAUGAAGUUUUACGCCUGCCUUCAUACCACUGCUAUUUGAAUCCUAUCGAGUUAAUAUGGAGUCAAGCGGAAAGGAAAAUUGCCAAGAAGAACAUAGGGUUAUCUGCACAAGACAAAAGAAAAACUGAUCCAUGA